CUGGUGGAAUACUCAAACUUUUUGAUAAUAAAAAAAUUCACGAAUAUUUGUAUAAUUGUUUAAAUAAAUUAGACCACUAACAUAUCAUUUUUGUCAUAUUUCGAAAUUUUUAAAGAAAAUGUCACAUGGUAAAAAUAUUUACUGGAUUUAUCCAACCUGAAAUGAAAACAUAAUAGGAUAGCCUCUAUUCAGAAAGGUCAUGACAUGGUUAUGAGAGGAUGAGCACUUAUAAGUACAAUUACUCAAAUAAUGUAGGAUUAUCAUAAAAAACAUUACUAAAAUGAUAACUCUUCUUAGUGAGAUUCACUUUUGGACCACCCAAGAGGAUAUAAUAAUAAAAAGUACAGACUAUGGGUCUUAUAAGUAUUAUAUAAAAAAGGAGGGAGGUGAUUCCCUCUAUGGCCAGAGCAAAAAGCUGUAUUCUGAGAACCGAGGAAUAUAUUGGAACCUCCCCAACAAAAGGCCACAGAAGUUGCGAGAAAGGAUGAAAGAAUUUGAGGAUCAUUUAGUUCACAACCGAGUAGUUUCUUUUAAUUGGGAGGAAUGUUCUUUGAAAAUUUUAUUGUCCACAGGAAUGCUGGUGACAAUUCAGCUGAACAGUAAAACUGGAGAUCCUAGUAAUAUAACCUUUGAUAAACAGUUUUCAGCUAAACUUCAGGUUAAUAUUAUUUGUGAUGGUACGAUUUUUGGCAACCAAGUGAUAUGCAUUUGUAACGAUGGCCAUGUAUUAGGUUAUGGGGGACAAUGGAAAGAUGGUUGGGUGUUGGAAGGUGGUCCAAGAAGAAAACUCAAUUACCAUGGAGAUUGGCUCGCAGUGUGGGGUAAAGCUGGGGCUGAGCAUCCUCAACCAUGGAGUCCCCUGGCCAAAGAUCACCAAAGAGCAAACCUACACCUUUAUUGGAUUGGAUCCAGAGAUCCAGAAUUGCUCUCAUAUAAAAAGACGGAUGGUGAACCUCUGCAAGUGGUUGUCAGUAAAUUCAAGAAUAGAAAUUUGAUUUUGAUUGAACAAAGGGUUACGCAGAGAGGAUCAGUAUCCGUGGAAGUCAGCAAUUUUGAACUAGUGGGAAAUAAUUUGAAGAGAGUUUCAGUAACUUCUGUACCUCUACAAACUCAAGUAAGCUGCUCUGCUUUGAGCUACCUUGAGGAUCGUCUCCUUAUUUGCUGCAUAGAUGGUUCUCUGGCACUGUUGGAUCGCAAUAGAGGAUCUACAAGAACUGUAAAAGCUUCCUUUAUUCCGACAAUGGCAUCCUGGCAUCCAGAUGGCGCUGUAAUAGCAAUCUCAAAUGAAAAAGGACAGCUGCAAUAUUUCGACACUUCUCUAAACUGCCUUAGGAGCCAGUUCCUCAACGAAGACUGUUCACCGACGCUAAUAAUAAAUCUAUCCAGUUAUUUUACAACACAGUUUAGUGUUGCAUCCAUCAAUUGGGGCCCUAAAGAUUUGAUGAUCUCUUUUGAACAAGGUCCUAUAGCUGUCGUAACACAUACGGACAAAUCUUUGAGUUUCAAAGCUAUUGUGCAGAAUUAUUUGACUCUCGGUAAAGUAGAUGAAGCCAUCAAAUUACUGCUCAGCUGGGAGUUCAAGGAAGACAGUUUUUUCGCUCUUCAGAAAAUUGUAGCUUAUUUAAUGAGGCAACCAUUAACGGAGGAAGUGGCCCAACAUUUGCAGAAUGCCUUGGGUAGUUACCACAACAGUCCCGUGCCUUUGAAACCCCAGAUAAGACAUAGGUAUGGAAAUCAGGUGAUAUCUUUGACAAGGCGCUUUUUUCAUCAACUGGUGAGGGCAGAGAUGUUUGAAACUGCUUUUCUUUUGGCUGUUGAUGUCAGUCAUCAUGAUCUCUUUAUGGAUUUACAUUAUAUUGCAGUUAAAAUUGGAGAAACCGAGAUGGCAGCAGCAGCGAGAGCUCAGGCUUCCUCUCUGUUGAGCAGGUGCUCUAGUGAAGCUUCGAACUGUUCACGUUCAUCUUGCUCCCAAUGUUCCGACUCAGGGAGUAGUUCUAGCGAAAACGAUAGCAAUUCUGAGAACCUAAAGGAAUCUUCGAAGGUAGCUACAACUAGAAGUUACGUUCCACCCCUUCCCUUGAACCCCGAUAAUUGUUUGGCUACGGAUUUCAACCAGCCUGAUCCAACAACUUACAAACCAUUCGCGGAAAAACCGAUCUCUUCCUUAAAGUAUCAGAGUGAAUAUUCUAGGUCGGGGUAUGGUUCCAGAGCUACUUAUGUAAAGGCACCUCAAGUUCCUUGUACUUUCACUAAAACAAACGUGACUAUUAGUCCAAGCUUGGUACCGCCUCCGUUGCCGUAUACUCAGCCUUUGCCGACUUCUCUAGGCAUACCUUACUCGCAAGUGAGUACAUCUUUCGGAGAUAACUCCCAAACUCCCCUAAGUUCUGUGAUCGGCAGUAGUUUUUCACUCAACGGCAACUUUUUUAGUGGCACUACUUCCAGUACUUCGUUUAUGACGAAUAGUACCACAUCUUCGGACAAGACUUUUCAAAAUUCACUAGCGACCUCUUUCAAUUCGUCAGGUCUGUCUGUGAACAACGUAAAAAGAAAUUUCGCUUCUAGUAAGAUACUUUCCCCGCCUUUACCCGACUUAACUAUGAAUACGAGUAAUUCGGAUCUUAUAAAUUUUUCGUCGACUCAUGUCCAUAGCGCGGCCAAGCCUCCUCCAUACUCACAAUCCAACACUUCGACCUCUGAAAAUACAUCCACUUCCGGUAGUAAGAAACACCAGCCGAAAGUAAAGUUUUCCGAUACCGUCACAGCUUUUAUCGUGCCUGAAAUAAAACGGCCACAAAGGCCGCUGCCUCCUGCCCACGUCACAGACCCACAGAAAGAAUUAGCGGACAGUUUACCACUUUGCCACCCCAAUGAAGACUACUUGAAGGAUUUCACACCCGUAAGGAAAGAAGACGAUACUGAAGGGUCUGAUAAUGGACAGCAGCCGAAAAUUAAGGUGGUACACUUCGGCGUUGUAUGAUAAUAUUUUCAUCGGCUUACUUAUUUACCAUUAGUGGAGUAGACAUUUUAUUUCAUUGUGGUAGCUGAGGUGAUAGAACUGCAAAAUAACCAGUGAAAGAAAGCUUUAUAUAAAAAUAAUAUUGUCGUUACUUCUUGUUUAACUUGUAUCAAGUAUUCCCACAUAUUGUAACCAUAAUGGGUCUAUUUCUCGGAAUAUAUCUUUCCU
Leptinotarsa decemlineata (Colorado potato beetle) is the source of this 3187-nucleotide messenger RNA. It is a transcript of the gene frtz, whose product is annotated as WD repeat-containing and planar cell polarity effector protein fritz. Lineage: Eukaryota; Metazoa; Arthropoda; Insecta; Coleoptera; Chrysomelidae. Gene Ontology annotation, biological process: cilium organization; nervous system development; establishment of protein localization. The record is from RefSeq and is a predicted model, not a curated record. Gene Ontology annotation, cellular component: axonemal basal plate.